AUGAUGGACGAGAAGCUCCGCGCCAUUAUGGAGGAGAUGCAGGAGAGGCUCCGAAGGAUGAAGGACGAGAUGCAGGCUCAGAUGGAGAUGAGGCUGGAAAGCCAUCGGGAGGCGACGCAGGCUCUGCUCAGCACGAGCGGCGAGAACACCCAGCUUCUCGUGAAUAGCCACCGCAAGGGCAUCGAGGAGAGGCUGAUGGCACAGCAAAAGGGCUUCGAUGAGCGACUCGCGUCGCUGACGCUGAGUUCGUCAUCGCUGCCGGAGCAGGAGGGGGAGCUUCCACUGACCCCGAGGGAUCAGCAGGAGCAGGAGGAGUCCAUGAGCGAGGAAGCCGCGCAGUGCUUGGAGGCCUUCCGGUUGCUGGAGUGGCGCGUGGGCGAGCUGCUCAAGCGUGAGAGGACCUCCUUUCGGAACGCGACGUCCUCCCUGGUGAUGGCGCUGCAGCAGGACCGCGUGGACAGAGAGGCUCUGGAGAGCCGGCUGGAGCAGACGGUGGAGGCCUGCCGGAAGGCGGCCCACGACACACGCUCCGCCCUGGACCUCGGCCUCGCGGACCACGCCUCGAUGGUGCGGGCGUUGCGCGAGGAGCUCAACCAGCGGGGCUUCACUGGGCUGCCGCAGGAGCGCGCGUGGCUGCCUGCCAGUGGCGGUCGCGACGGCAGGGGCGCGGGCGACCAGGACGGGCGCGCGCGGUCCUACGCCGACGGGCUCGACGUCAGCGCCAGGACCUCUCCGAUAUCGUCGCGACUGGCGGGCCAGGAGGACCGCGUGAUCACGGUCUGA
This is a messenger RNA of Prorocentrum cordatum, 783 nucleotides long. The record is from the annotation of a GenBank genome assembly. Lineage: Eukaryota; Dinophyceae; Prorocentrales; Prorocentraceae.